CUGGGAUCCUGCAGAAUAAUGUUCAAGGGACACUGAGGUAACUGGGGUGCAACCUAAGCUGAAGUUAAUUAAGCACAGUCAUUCUGUAUAGGGAGCUCAGGCCUCUUGGAGAAGCUGUGUACCUGGGUACAAUAGUUACUUACAGGGACCCAGUACUUUAUAUUGUUGUGCCAGUAAGAGCCCAGGCAUAAUGGAUGCAGAGUACAAGCCAAUCCCCCUGCGCUGUGUGCUCAUGGCUAUCAGCAUGGCGGUGCUGCUGAUUCUCCUCUGUGCUGGACCUGCCUGUACCCACAAGAACAGAUCAUUCAUGUUCCAAGACAAGGCUGUCACAGUUCUUCCCCCACAAGUGAUCCCUAGGCUGACCCCCCCGCCGGAGCCUUUACAAAGGGUCCCACAGCUAGAGCGCCCCCCUUGGCCUCCUAGAGACUCCUGGUUGAUGCUGCUGAAAAAUUCUGACCGUGCGCCCAACAGCAAAAAAAGAGGCCAAGAAGAAAGCUUGCGUCCAUGUCGCCGUGGCCCUAUUGGCUCCCCAGCACCCGCUAAACAACACAGUUACAAUCCAGUUUUGGAGAGGAAGAAGCUGCAUCAUUUCCUGCAGUUGCUGAGUGAGCUUUUGAGAAGGCUGAAUGGGGAACGUACUGAGAUAUCCAAGUAUCCACUAGCCCUCACCCCUUCCACUGUGCACGCUGCCUUUAUCUGCAAGCUAGGCCAACAUUCCGUUUUGGAACCAGGAGUCCGGAAGGAGUUACAUCAGUACCAACAGGAGCAGGAAGACGGCUCAUUCAACAGAGGAGCAGGUCUUAAUCUCACCAGUGGCCGAUAUACGGCCCCAUUUAGUGGACUUUAUGCUUUCAAUUCAAGACUGAAUAUUGGUUUUCCAGAGCACUCCUUAUUGGACAAAACAGGGUUUCUGCAAGUACAAGUGUGCAUCCAGUCCCUAUGCCAGAAACACUUGUCUCUACAGCAAAUCAGUCAGAUCAGUGCAGCACCUCACACACUUACUGUACAUGGAGUCCUGUACCUACAGGAAGGACAAUAUGUGUCAGUUUUCCUUGAGAACAGGAUGAGCUCUUCUAUUGUGGUGGAGAAAGGCUCAGAAUUUAGUGGGGUGCUUCUUGGACAAUGAACUCCUGCCAACCAACACUGCCCUGUGACCAGCCAUCUGCGCCUUUACUCAUGGAAGCUGUUGAGUUUGCAGAAGACAAAGGGCCAAACCGACCAUGAGCCUGGACUUUGGCAGAAAAAUAUAUGUAAAUAUAUUAGACAUAUGAUUAGCCAAACAAUGGCCUUGGCCCAACACAAUAGUGCAUGAACUGACACAAUAUAUAUUUGUCUGUAUAUUUGGAUUAUGAUGCAUUCGAAUAAAGCUGCAUGAUAUCA
Molecule: messenger RNA, 1380 nt
Organism: Xenopus tropicalis (tropical clawed frog)
Lineage: Eukaryota; Metazoa; Chordata; Amphibia; Anura; Pipidae
Gene: erfe
Product: erythroferrone
Exons: 8
Coding region: 191-1126 (311 amino acids)
Cellular component (GO): extracellular region
Source: RefSeq, marked provisional